Messenger RNA from Aedes albopictus (Asian tiger mosquito), 16232 nucleotides. RefSeq lists its product as uncharacterized. The transcript has 2 exons. NCBI's taxonomy places the organism in Eukaryota, Metazoa, Arthropoda, Insecta, Diptera, Culicidae. Bases 11834 to 14758 code for a protein of 974 amino acids. The record is from RefSeq and is a predicted model, not a curated record.
UUGGUAAAAGUAGCAGGGUCAUAAGUGCCCUCUUUUGAUGCUGUACCAUGAAGCUAUUCAACUUUGAAUUCACCGAGUAAGGAUCCUGGCGGAAUCUUGCAUCAUUAUGGUUGCAUUCAGCAACGAUUGAACUUACUCGAGCUUAGUAGAGGUAAGUUCAAAUUUACCGUUGAAUGAAUUGAAGCUGCAUUUGGUUGGGUGAUGAAUUCAUAUUUACCGAGCAACAACAAUUUAUUCAACCCAAACAAGUUCUAUGCACAAAUAAUUAAUGGAAAACAGUUAACAAUCAGGAUUGCAAGACUCCUUCAGCCGUGCAUAACGUGCCGUGUUUGUAGUGGGUGUGUUGGUAUACUCCUGUAACUUGCAACCAUGGCGGAGCGCACCCCGAUGAACGGAAAUUUCUGUUGCUCUUAAUUUCCGGUAAUUAUAGUUGGAAAUAGUUUACCGUUUGUUCCCUUUCGUUUUCGUCCUCCUUGGUAGAUGCUAGUAAAAGUGCUAUUUCUACUGCUUAUUUUCUUCUACAGGCGAGAAGACGGUGGUCGCUGAUUGCAAUCUGGGUCGUCCUGCAAGAAAUAGCCCAAGAAUACUAGGGCGUGGGACUUUUUGGACGGUGGGACAUAUUCUGGACACGAUCCCUUAUAAUUUAUCCCAUUUUAUACCAAAUGGAAUAAUUAGCUAUUACCUAUGCUACGUAGACUUCUGAUCAUACAUAAAUUUAACAAUUUGUACACAUCAACAUUUCUUAAAUGCUUCAUGCACAAAAAAAAACAAAAGAAAUUUCAGCACAACUGAUCAACUGUCAGAUGAUUCAGCAAGUUGAAAAAAAAUUGCCGAUACUCAGUAAUUCGUGUUGCUGAAGCAAAAAAAAAAUCAGUACGUUUGCUGAAUAUGUACCAUCACAAAAAAAAAUGGCAGUCUAUGGAGCGUAGACUUUUACAGACACCCCUCAUCCCCCCAGAAUGUCUACGUGGAAUGAGUUAUAGAGGGAAGUGCCAUAAAGGACCAUGUUUAAAUGAACCUACCCCCUAUAUGGGUCCUUGCUGUUAUUGCAGAAGAAAAACUUUCAUUAUUUCAUGUUGCAUUCGCUUGUUUUUUGCUAGAGAAGAAUGAAUAACACACCGUAUGGCAGAGUAGUUUUCAAUAUAACUGAGACCAGCGUACUAAAGUUGGUCAUGUAUUUGUAACUAGGGCAGUUUUUUAAUGUUAUGUCAGCUGUCAGUUAUGCCUUGACUUGCGCUACCAAAAGUUCUUGGCACUGUGAUAUAACAUUUGUAAGAAUUUCCAUAUAUUGGUGUAAAUGAAUUUCUGAGCUGUGGAAAUCUUCCUAUACGUCCCAGAACACAAAAAAGGCGACUAAAAUGCGGAGAACUACCGAGGAAUCACUCCUCUAUGUGCUUGCUUCAAAGUCUUUGUAAUAAUUAUCAACGACGCCCUGUCUUCUUAUUAGAAUAACUAGCCACAGAAGUCCAAUGUCGCGACUGUUCGUGUGACCAACAUCUAGUUUGCCACGCCCUUACAGCGUCAGUAGCGUCAAAUAAAUUUUGCUGCCGAAUUGCAAGACAAAGAGAACUUUUACAGUCAACUGAAUGCUGUCAUGGACAAGAUUCUAAAAGGUAAUAUCAAGAUAUGACGCGAAUGACCCGCGCGGUUAAAGCGUCUUUAAUAAAAAAAAAAUAAAAUAUCAAGAUCCUCAUGGGCGACUUCAACGAGAAGGUUGGUUCCGACAACCGGGACUAUAAGCACGUCAUGGGACACCAAGGUCUUGGAGAAAUGAGCGAAAACGGAGAGCUGUUUGCAGAGUUUUGUGGCAACAAUGACAUUGUGAUUGGGGGGUCGCUCUUUCGUCAUCGAUCAGUGCACAAAGUGACAUGGGUUUCCCGUGAUGGCGCCACGGAAAAUCAAAUCGACCACAUCUGCAUCAGCCGAAAAUGGAGACGGAGCCUUCUUGAUGUGCGGAACAAACGUAGCGACGACAUUGCGUCCAACCAUCAUCUCCUAAUCGGCGAGAGCCGACUGUGCAUUGCUAGGAUCCAUCGACAGGAGGAGAAAAUCCGGCGCCGAUUUCUGAAAAAUCCGGCGCGAUGAAAAAGGCAGGCCCCUGGCAUCAAUGAAAUUUAUCGUAGCCAACAUCUAACUGCCUUAUACUCAUAUUCGUGCAAAUUGUAACGAGCGUGUAAUCAACAAACGCAGCUUUUGUUUGAUGUUGUGAGCCACACACGAAAUCACAUUCACAAUGCGUGUUUGCUGGGUUGCUUUAUUCAACUAAUCGCAUGCUCCUCUUACCGUUCAUUAAUAUUAAAGCGAGUUUGAAGUGUUUUGUGAUCAUAAGCAGUGGAAAAAAUGAUUCCAAAAACUGAUCAACAAACCAAAAUAAACGUUAAACAAAAAAAUGUUGAUGUUUUCGCAUUUGACAGUGGGCGCUAUUUAUUAGCGCCCAGAACAUCCUGUCUACCAUGAUUCCAAUGCAUUGAUAUAGGCCGUGUCAGGGGCCUGGAAAAGGUCCUUCGUCGAUGAGCUAGAGAACCGUGCAGCGGAUAUUCCAGCAGGUGGAAGCGUAGAAGAUCAAUGGAGCGUCAUCAAAAACGCCUUCAUCGCCACCGGCGAGAAAAAAUGGGUGAGCGACGCACCCGAAGAAGGCAGUGGAUCACAGAUGAUACCUGGAGGAAAAUAGAGGAGCGAAGGAACGCCGAAGCCGCGCGCGAUAGAGCUAGCGAAUGAGGAGCCAAAGCCGUAGCCCGCCAGCGCUAUUCGGCUCUUGAGAAGGAAGUGAAACGCUCAAGUAGACGGGACAAAAAAGCGUGGGCGGACUCCCUAGCCGACGAAGGCGAGAAAGCCGCAAACACCGGCGAUAUCCGUAUCAUCUACGAUGUUUUACGUCGCCAUAGUGAGACCAAGAUGAAUGCUACGAUGCCCAUAAAAGACACGUCUGAACAGUUACUGACCGACCCGGCUGACCAGCUUUAAUGUUGAUUCGAGAACUUUGGAAUUUUUUUUUUUUCAAGUUUUGGCCACGCCACCAAUACCGCCUCAGCAUGAUCCACCAAGGGUUCUACGCAUUAUCCGUGUCAACACCGAAGCUCCAUCAGUGCAGGAGAUAGGAACAGUCAUCCGUAGCAUGAAAUCGAACAGGGCCCCAGGGGUCGAUCGCAUAUCAGCUGAGAUGCUCAAAGCUGACCCCGUAGAAUCCGCACAACUACUGCAUUAAUUAUUCUGCAGCAUAUGGGAAACCGCGACAUUGCUGGUCGACUGCACAGUACGAACAAAAUCUGUAAAUUUAUGACGAACUGAAUGUAGCAAGUUGACCUCCAUCGGGUACGAUAAAAAAUUAUGUGUGAUCUUAAAAUUACACUGCUGAUUGCUGAGAGAAAAGUGCUAUAAUUAUAGCACCAACUUUUCAGAGAAACUUAAAAAAAUCUUUAUACGAGAAUCGAACUCAGAGCUUCCGAGUUCACGCCUAACCCCUCUAGGCUGUCCCACCGUGCUGAAGAGAAGGCAAUCAAAGAUAAACAUGUUCCACCAUAACGGAACAAAUUGUUGUACCACUUCGGCCACAGAGAGCGAGAGAAAGCAGUCUCCACAGCGAGGCAGACGACUGAGCGUAGCUGUCCUCGUUUACGUUACUGCAUGUAAAUUUCAAGCGAAUAUGUCUCAAAAGCUGUAAACAGUACGCAUGAUUGGCUGAUUAGGGAGCGGACAGUAUCAUCUCACGGUAAAUGGCUGUAAUUUAGUCACUUCUGCUAUAAUUUUCAGUCAAUGCUUAACUUACGUGUUGUUUAAUUUUCAUGAUUUAUUUCUGUAUGGAUGCAACGCGUCUUAGUAAAGGUACCCAAAAAGGGUGACCUAACUGUAUGCAAUAAUUGGCGGGGCAUCAUGUUACUGUGUAUCGUUCUUAACCGUUAUGUGGCCGGCAAACUUUUUGCUUUUUUCUACACCGUGUAUUUUAAAUGGGUGCUGGGUACCCGGGUAUCCUGCCGGCCACAUAAGGGUUAAAGUCCUCUGCCACGUGAUCCUUAACCGGAUACAGGAGAAGAUUGACGCACCUCUCCGACGGCAGCAAGCAGGAUUCCGUGCCGGACAAUCCUGUGUGGACCAUAUUGUCACGCUCCAUAUCAUUCUGGAGCAAAUCAAUGAAUUCCAAGAAUCUCUCUACCUGGUGGUCUGGUCAUUGAUUACGAAUAAGCUUUCAACCGUCUCAAUCACGGAAACAUGUGAAAAGCCCUCCAGGCGCAAGGGUCUCCCUGAGAAUAUCAUCGGCCUCAUUGAAGCACAGUACAGGGCAUUUUCGUGCAGAGUACUGCACAACGGUGUUUUGUCCGACCCCAUCCGAGUUGUUGCUGAGUGAGGCAAGGAAGUAUACUAUCACCGCUACUGUUCCUCAUCGUAAUCGACGAUUACGAUUACGGUAGGUACGAUUGACCGUGAACCACGUCGUGGAUUGCUGUGGCAGCCCAUUACCAUGGAGCACCUAGAUGCCUUCGAAUUGGCUGAUGACGUUGCUCUCCUAGCUCAACGACGCUCUGAUAUGCAGAGCAAGCUCGAUGAUCUUGUUAAUCGCUCCUGUCCUAGGUGGGCAGUCAGUGGAGAAUGUUGAAAGCUUCCAAUAUCUUGGUAUCCAAAUAGAGGCAGCCGAUCGACUAGCGAAUGAGGCAAGAACAGAUCCAGCCGUUGAAGUGCCGAUUCCGGGUGAAGACGCGUUAAGGACGAUAAAGCAAGCGAUACGACAACGAUGGGAGAACAACUGGUUCGAAACACGAGAGGCGAAGCUGAGAGAAAUCAAACACGAUACGUACCGGUGGACAGAUCACGGCAAUGCAGCCGACCAGCGAGUGCUUACACGCCUGCGGAUAGGCCAUACACGCCUGACACACACGUUCCUUCUGAAGAAGGAACCCCCACCAACAUGCGAGUGCUGCGGAACUACACUGGACGUGCGACACGUGAUUUUGAAUUGUAGAAAAUAUGAAAGGGAGCGACAGGAGAAUAAUAUUGGAACGACUAGUUUACGAGACGCCUUAUCAAACGAGGAAGAAAAAACAACUAGGAUUCUGAAAUUUUUGCGCGACUCGGGAUUGUACAAGCAACUGUAGACUUAGAAUAACAAAUUGCAAAUGAGUGAUUUUUUUUUGCGAUACGAGAUUUGCGAACAAUUGUAAUAGAAUAACAAAUUGUAAUCAAAAUGUGAAUUAGACCGUGCGACAUGAAUGCACCCUUCCGGUGUAAAAUGUCGGAAAUAAACAAACAAACAAACAAACAAACAAAUAGCGGCCGAUAGCGGCACCAAGAUCGACAUAGGUGCACGGAUAAAGAAUGGGAGGGCUGCUUUUGCGAGUUUAAGAAAUGUAUGGAAAAACAACCAGAUCAGUAGACGCACGAACGUGAAAUCUGUGCUGCUAUACGCCAGUGAAACCUGGUGUGUACCAGUGGAGAACACGCAACGGCUAUAAGUCUUCAUCAAAUGAUGCCUGCGGUAUAUAAUUCGUGCAUGGUGGCCUCACAAUUGGAUCUCCAACGUGGAGCUCCAUCGUCGUCCAUCGUCAAAAGCUGAUAGCGACAGAAAUCGGGAGCGAAAGUGAAGGUGGGUCGGCCACACUCUACGCAGGGACGGAAACGAAAUCCGCAAACAAUCGUUAGAUUGAAACCCAGCAGGACAUCGCAGCAGAGGCAGACCCAGAGGCUUAUGGCAGCGCAGCCUUAACAACGAAAUCAAGCAAGUCGACAGAAAUUUGACCUGGUCACAGGUCAAGGCGAUAUGGCAGGCAAUAGCCCAGGAUGGAAAUAUUUCAAUUCGGACCCCUGUAUCACCGUUUGUGCCCAGGACUGAAAUAAUAAUCAAUAUUGCGCCUUUUAUAUGGUCAUGCGUACGGAGUAUUAAACAGGAUGCACGGCUAGACGUCGUGUGUAAAUCGAUCUUAAAGCUUCCUUUGAUCACUCCAUCCUACUAGCCAAAUUGGAAAGGAUGGGCGUAUCUGCUGACUCUGGAGCCAAUAGUGUGGGUCAUCGGAAGCGUUUUCUCAGAUCAAAGCUUUUUUGGUUUCGUUUCGGGUCCUGAGUAUCUGUGCAAAAUUUGAGCACGAUCGGUUGCAUCUACACUUUGCGCAUUGCAAUUGAAAUUUAUAUGGGAUUUUGUAUAAGAAAACAUACUUUUUUGCAUUUUAGCCAUAAGUUGAAAAAUUUGAUCUGAAACUUUUUAACCGAUACUGUAAAAUGAUAGCCUAGGAUGUUCUGAAGAACUUUGUUGAAUGGGGGAGCGGACCUGGUUGGAUGGUUAGAACACGUGACUAUCACGCCGAGGACCUGGGAUCGAAUCCCACUCCCGACAAACUCACAAAAUGUGAGUUCUUCCUUCGGAAGGGAAGUAAAGCGUGGGUCCCGAGAUGAACUAGCCCAGGGCUGGAAAUCUCGUUAAUACAGAUACAAAAAAAAAAACUUUGUUGAAGACCGCAAAACGAUCCGAUGCUUGUGAAAAUAGUUAUAACCCACUAACCGCAUGCAUGCACAAUAGCAACAAAAUCAUGAUGAUUCGCCAAGCAAUGCCAACGCUAUAACUUUUUUCAUAAGCAUCAGAUCACUUUGCAAUCUUCGACAAAGUUUUUCAGGACACCCUAGGCUAUGUUUUCACUUUAACGGUUACAUGGUUUUAGAAAAAUUCGAGCUUGUCAUGAGAGAAAUGCAAAAAAAUGUGUUUUCCCAUGUAAAACCCCAUACAAACUUCAAACGCGAUGCGCAAAACGUAGACAUAACCGAUCGUGCCCAAAUUUUGCACACUUAUUUGGGUCCUGAAAUGGGAUCAAAAAAGCUUUGACCUGAAGGGAUACCAUUGAAUUUUUCACUUUUCCAUAAAAACGAUGACCCACUCUAGGAGCCACCCUACUGAUCUGCUGACUUGGUUCAAUGGUUCGACCAAGACCGCAAACUGUGUGUAAAAAAUAGUUCAGCCCUCUCAAUCAGUUUUAGCAACAUUUCUGGGGUUCCACAAGGAAGCAAUCUUGGACCAUUGCUGUUAACUAUUUUCUUGAAAGGAAUAGUUCUCCCUUAAGGACAGAUUUGUUAGAAUCCCAAAAUGGCCGCCACAAUGACCGACUUUAGCACCUACCCACGAUUUCGAGCGCACAAAUCUCUUCAUGAACAAAACCACCGCACCUGAGCUUCUUAUUUUAAGCUUAUUACAAGUGAGCAAGAACAGAAUAAUGAAAUGCGCUCUUGUUUGAAGCUUGCUUCUUGAGAUUUGUGCUUCUGAAGUUUUGAUGCACUGUUUGAGCUGGAUUUCAAGACGUUUGUCCUUAAGGAUGCAGAGUUUUUUAUGCAGAUGACGUCAAGAUUUUUGUUGUCGUUCACAGCCUUGUCAACUGCACCUACAACAGUUAAUCAACGAGUUCAGCAAUUGGUGUUGCCGAAAUAACCUGCAAUGUUAUUAGUUUUCAUCGCAAGCUAAAGCCAAUUAUGUAUGAUUAUGUGAUCAACGAUCAACCGUUGCUGAGGAUUGAAAUUUAUUAAGAUUUAAGAUAUCCCAGAAGAAGUUCUUACAAUAGCUCAAAUAGGAAUCUUGGAAUAAAUCUUCGGCAACGCAAGAAAGAAUUUUUAAAUAUAGUUCUGGAUCAAUUCUUGUACAGAUCCGGACAACGGAUUCCAAACCUGAAAGGUGUUGACGCGCAGGAUAUUUUGCAAGAGUAUUUUAGAAAUCGCAAUAGCGACUGAUUAUGAUCAUCAUGAUCUAAGUAUUUACACUGCUACGUGAAAUCCUGCCAUCAAUUUGAAAUCAUUUUACCCUUCUUCUUCUUCUUUAUGACUCUACAUUCUCACUGGGACUUGGCCUGCCUCGCUUCAACUUAGUGUUCUUAGAGCACUUCCACAGUUAUUAAUUGAAGGGCUUUCUUUGUCUGCCAUUGCAUGAAUUUGUAUAUUGUGAGGCAAGUACAAUGAUACACUAUGCCCCUCAAUGUUAUCAAUAGUGUUUACUGCUACCAUUUAGUGACAUGUCGAAUCAGACGUGUACUAGGUUUGCAUUAAUUGUUUAAUUUUAAGUAAAAAAGUUCCAAUGAGCACUUCAGGUUAAAGAAGUCUUCUCUGAAAGUUUCACGUAAAUUUCUGAAACAUAAGAGCAAAAGACUGGCGAACAUCCUAUUUUGGCUGAAAAUCACAUGUAAAUUUCAACUCAUUUGCAUCAGCUCACACAGAUAAAAAUAAUGAGAUUUACACAUCAUGUAAACUUCAUUUUAGUCGUGUUAACGCUCAGAGUCAUGCUGAAUUACAUGACAUAUAAUGGAAAUUUACAUGAUACUUUAUGACUUUUACAUGAUAUGUCAUGUAAACUUAUGUGAUAUCCCACGCUCCAAACAUGUGCAUCAUUUGUCACAGAAUUUUACACUCCUUUUUCGAUUUGUGCAGUUUAACCGACUCACCUGAAACUUUCACUAAACCCCGUAAACAGCUGCAUAAGCAAUGAUUAUGUGGUUAUUGAAAUGAUAUUCAAUAUUCAUAAAAUGGCGAAUCAAAUAAUCAAAUAUUGCUUUUGUAAUCACGAUAUUUACGAACAAAAAGAAAAAUAAAUUUACAUGAGACGAAAAUUUCAUUAGUCGGACGUAAUCAACAACUUAGAUUUACAAGCAUUACGCUGAAAAUUGCAUCUUUCUUGUGGAAUUAAGUCUUGAAAGUCGGAAAAUGUUAGUAACUCAUUUGAAAUAAAGUGUUGAAAGACUUAUAAUUACUUGUUUUGACGUGCGUACGUACGUCUCCCAAGACGCUUGUAUAUGUCCAGGAAACAAGACGAUUUUUCUAGAUGUGUAGAAUAACAUUUACGCAGUUAUUUACACUGUUUAGUGAAUCUCCCUAUUGUUCUUCUUUCUCAUUGGCAUAAUGCUCUGUGAGAUAUUACAAUUUUUAUUUCAUUCCAAACAAAUUUGGGCAGCCCUAUGUAUAUCUUCGGUUGUCAUUGUUAUAUGUACCGAAUCAAGACCUUUUGACUGAGUACAAAAUCUCCGCAAAGAAUGAUUUUUCGCCAUGCCUUGUCAUGUAAUUUUAGACUAACAAUGAGGUUCACUUUCAUCUCCACCCGUAAUUCCGUAUGUAACGAUUCCGCCGGUCGUUCACAACCGACAGACUUUUUUAAUGAGGAAAGGAGGAGGUUUCUGACCAAAGUCGAAACAUUUUCAAAAUUGUGAACACACAAAAGUCUACAAGAGGGAGGAGAUGGGUCUAAGAUGGUCAUACUUUAACCCUCUAAUACCCAAAUUUUUGAUUUUGAUCUAAAUAUCAUUUUUCGUCAUCUAAAAUCAAUUUAAACAUGUUUUGGAAGAUGAUUCUUUUUAAUUCUCGAUUUCGUGAAUUUCAGUUUUUGAUUUUUCUGAUUUUUAUUUUUGAAAAUCCCCACACUUUUAUAUUUUUCCUGGAGGUUAAUUUGGGGAACGGAUUUUUUGAGAUGAAAACAUUUUGAGAUUUUAUGAUUAUUGUUGAAAUAUUAUUAUUUUAAUUUUUUUUCACAGAAAAUUCUAUUUUCCGUGUAAUUUUAAGGAAAAUAAUCUUAGAGUGUAUUCGAUUCCCUUAAACUAUUAAGCAAGGAUAGAAUGAUUAGGGAAAAAAUUAAAAUAUGUUAAUUAUAGCGAUUCAAUACAAAGUAAACAAUGACUUCUAAAAGGUGACUAAAACAUCAAUUUUUCAAUGAUUUUGAAAAAAAUGGUAAUUGCGCUUUAAAAUACACCAAAAACCAUUUUGAGAUAUACAGAACAGUCCUAAAUAUCAGCCAAAAAUAUAAAAAAAAUGAUUUUCCACGAAAGAAAAAUUACAAAAAUGCUCAAACUAUACCCCGUCUAAAGGCGGGAUUGGGUAUUAGAGGGUUAACCUGCGUUGUUCAAGAACAGCAAACAUUCAAUUCUCAAGUCAAAUCGAAACACUUCAAUGUUCGGCAAAGAUGCACAAAAAAGGCGAAGCACACAAGGUGCUAAUGAGAGUCAGGUAUCACUCGUUCGCCCACAGCGGAACCCAAAAAAAAAGAAAAGAUGGGCAGAGGAAUGAAAAAAUAACCAAACCGGGAGUCCCGUUCCCGUAAAACACAAACUCGCCCUAAUUGGGCUUACUUUUACAAGACGGCACGUGACUUUCGUUGGUGGCGUUUGACCAGUGUGAAAAUCGGACCACGAACCGUGACGAGGCGAUGGCGAUGGCGACGACUCCGUUGGUGGUGGUAGUUUGGUUCGAUGAUUCGGUCGAAAGUCAGUGAAGCGAUUUUGAUACCUGCUACCCAGUGCCCGCCCGGUAUGUGGUGGAUUUCGGUGGGAUUUAGAAACAAUCCAAUUGCGAGUACUCUGACGUAGACUAAAAUUAGCGGUACAGCGUGACUCUCGGAUAGUGUUGGCUUGAUCUAAAAUUUGAAUGACAACUGAACUUGACUUGAAAAGAAAAGAAAGACGAAUAAGGCUAGCUCAGAGGCAGAUUUAGCACCAAUAUUGCGACAUUUUUUGACGUUUUUUUUGGCACGAACAAAUGUUACUAGCUGAUGGCCCAUUUGCCUACAACUGUGAAGACGUGGAUAUUCAGCAUGCCCAGCCCAUGCUGAGGAUGCUGGGUUCGCUUACCGAGCGGUUCAGGAACUUUUCGUGAAUCAUAUUGCUUCAACUUCCUUGGGCACAGAGUAUCUUCGUGCCUGUCACACUGUUGCCGAUACUGGCAGCACUGCUUGGAAUCGUUUAGCGAUGCCCCUGGUUCGAAGUCUGCCCUUUUGUACGCGAGUGACAUGGGAGAGAUACCUAUGGCUAAACUGUCAAAAAUGUCCAUAGCUUGAGUCAGUUGUCAGUUUCAGUUGGAACAAACAUUAAAUUAUGCAAGUCAGAACUUUGUAAAUUCUACACGAUCAGGACUAAAUUGACUGCAAAUAUUUAAUAUCUGGAGCAACAUUUGAAAAGGGCAUACAAGCAUUGGUAAACAAUGACUUCACACGUCGCUCCUGAGCCCCCCUCAGCUUAUUCACAAAAACUAAGACCGUUAUCAGAUAGAGCAAACAUCGAUCUUUCGGAUAACGGUGUUCAUUUGCGUGGGCGGGCUGCUGUUAUGCCCUACGGAGCGUUUUAGAAAAAAGACACAAGACCUCUUGGGCCCUUUUCAAAUGUUGCUCCAGAUAUAUUGAAUUCGUUGAAUUGAAACGCCCCUAGAAACAAUCAUAUUAGUUAGGUUGAGUACAUGGGCAGUUGAACUAAUUAAGUAUUAUUGAUAUAAAUAUCCCCAGGUAAUCAACAAUUAUAAGAAAGAGUGGAUACAAUUUGUUGGAUAGUUUGCACUAAGAAAGACUAAAUUGUAAGUAUAAAUUCACGUUGCACUAGUAUAUGUUGACUAAUAAACUUUCUUCAGCUUCAAGAAUUGCGACACAAACAAAAAGGUGUGUUUCUCUGAAGAGGUCCAAAAGCGAUAUCCAACAAAGCUUGAAGAAUUUAUUUCCGCCACUACGAUGCCAGAGACGGAACGCAACGACUGUAAGGUCUGUCGACGAUCUAACAAUAUAGACAAUAUGGUGUUGUGCCCGCGUUGCGAGGAAUGGUUCCAUUAUCAGUGCGUAGGAGUGGAUGAUGCUGUAGCCAACCGGAGUUGGGUAUGCGGGAAUUGUUUGAUUAUGCCACCAAUUGAUCCACCCGGCCAAACUAGUACUCCAGUGAGUAAUGUCUCAGAAGGACAGUCAGCAUCAACACCAAGGCAACCAACCAUUGUGAGCAGUGCCUCAUCCAAUAUGACAUUACCCAGAACAACGAUCGCAGGAAAUUCAAUGAAUCCCAGGCAAUCGAUCUUAACCGAGUAAGCUAGGGCAAGCCUCCAGUGGAUACAGGAACAACGAGAAACACUGGAGCGAGAGAUGGAGGAAAAUCACCGACGGGAAAUGGAACGCAAGCGUCUGGAGCUGAAAAAGUUGGCUAAUAAAGCGAUGAUGGGAAUAAUUGACAGUACGAAGAACGAACUGGUGAACAGUUCAAAUGAGCAGUCUGAAGCAGCAGGUAUCAGUAAAGUACAGAACUGGAUGCAACAGAUGGUUGGCGAGAUGAGAAACCUUUCGAUUGCUCAGCCGAGCGCAAGGGCCGAGGAAAUUGUUUCGGGCGAACCUACAUUUGACAUCAGUUCCUUUCUGACCACUCGAGAUACGACUUUGAGUGGACUUGACCCAACCUCGUCGUCAGCUAUACAAGGAUCGCAAAGCAGGUCAGUGGUCAUUCCGGCAACAACUAUUCCUUCGGUUCAACCGAUGCCCGUCGCCGUCGGAACAUCCCAGCUUGGCUCAGGAAGUUGGCUGGAUAUAAACAUGCAGACUGAAAUUAAUCGUUAUCAGCAUUUAGGAAUGCUGCCGAGAGGGUUAGCUAGUCGAGUGCCACCAGGGUUGGGAAUCAAUACACAAACAAAUGUUGUAACGGUCUGCUCUACGAUUCCAACCGUGGGUUCUACGUCGAAUCAUUCGGGUCUUCCGGUUGUACCCGGUUUAACGAUUGCUGAUAAUCUAUUGACAAAUACGCAAUCACAGUAUCAUCCCGGGAUAGCAACGAAUUUAAGUGCUCCCUUCGUGCCAUCAGCAACCUCUUUACCUAACUCCGUUCAUGGGCUGCCAUUUAACAUCGCGAUGAAUGGGAGUAGCCAGGCCUUCCAGCAGUUUCCAGCUGCAGGAUAUGCAAAUAAUGUAGGUGCAAAUCGAGGAGUUCCCCUAGGUCAGAGUAACUUCCAAAGUUUUCCAAGGAUGCAUAAUCCGCUAGCUCAGCUCCAAAUCGUUCCUACGCAACACCAGCUGAUGGCGCGGCAGGUUAUGCCCAAGGACCUUCCUGUAUUCAGGGGGGACCCAGAAGACUGGCCAUUGUUCUAUAGUGCGUAUGUCAAUUCGACGACGGCGUGUGGAUAUUCGGACGUCGAGAACCUGGCCAGGCUUCAAAAAGCACUGCAAGGCAAGGCCUUCGAUGCUGUUAAGAGUCGGUUGUUACUUCCAGCAUGCGUGCCGCAAGUGCUAAACACUCUAUACAUGUUGUUUGGGAGACCGGAACUGAUAAUUCAAACACUAUUGAAUAGGAUACGCGAGGUGCCGCCUCCAAGGUCAGACCGGUUAGAUACAUUGAUCUCAUUUGGUAUGGCCGUCCAGAAUCUUUGUGACCAUUUAGAGGCAGCGGGGCAGAUAGUACACUUGUGCAAUCCGACUUUACUGCAGGAACUGGUGGAAAAGAUUCCAGCACAACAGCGGUUGGAUUGGGCACUUUACAAACGGCAGUUCAUGGCGGUCGACUUACGUACAUUCUCGACCUACAUGUCAACUCUCGUCGCUGCAGCCUCCGAUGUCACGGUCAUCACAGACACUAAGCAGUCGCAAGCAGGAAGAAGUGAUCGAGGAAAAGAGAAAAAUUUUCUCAAUGCGCAUUCCUCGGCUGAACCAUCGAAAAGGGAAAUUUUAGAGGAAAACAUUUCUGGAGUGGUGUGCUUAGCUUGUAACGGAUCCAACCACGAGGUUAAAGAUUGCGUGAUCUUUAAGAAAUGGAGUCCUGAGAAUCGAUGGGAAAUUGUUAGAGACUAUCAUCUCUGCAAGAUGUGCUUGGGGAAACAUGGGCAGCGACCUUGUAAGCAACAAGGAAAUUGCGGAAUGGAAGGUUGUCAGCUACGACACCACCCGUUGCUGCAUGUUGAAUGUCAAAAGCAGCAAGUUACGACCGAGUUGCAGCCGAAUGCAGGAAAUGUAAAUGUGAGUUCCGGAGAGGGAGUAAAUGCUCAUCAUUCUACAGGAAAUGCUACAAUGUUCCGUAUAAUUCCCGUAAAGCUUUCCUGGAAUGAAAAAUCAGUUGAGACCUUUGCGUUUUUAGAUGAUGGUUCAUCGAUGACGUUUAUGGAACAGUCAAUCGCCGAUCGUUUGGGCAUAAAUGAUGGAGAAUCACUUCCUCUUGACCUAGCUUGGACGGGCAACAUUAAUCGACAAAUUGCAAACUCCAAGCGGGUUUCCAUUGAAGUUUCUGGUCUAGGCGCCAGUAAAAACUUUACUCUGAACGAUACUAGAACAGUUCCGAACCUAGAACUUCCGAGGCAAACACUGAAGUACGAAGAGUUGUCUCGUCAAUAUGCUCAUUUGAAAGGACUGCCAAUCAGCAGCUAUGAAUCGGUUUCACCUGGUAUAUUGAUCGGCUCGAACAAUGCUAGCUUGAUUGCAACGUUAAAGUUACGUGAAGGAGAGCUAGGCGACCCGCUGGCUGCUAAGACUCGAUUGGGUUGGUCUAUCUACGGACAUUUAGCUGACAUGCGGAAGACACAGAAUUUUAGCUUUCAUAUUCGUGAAAGCUCUGAGAAAUAUAAAGUCGUUGAAAAGCUGGAAAACUGCUGUCCCAAAUCUGGAGAUGCUGACACGUGUACUUCAAGAAGGUCAACGAGGCAUGUAUCACGAGAGAUUAAACUCGACAAGCUGAAGUCACACAAGGAUUAUGUAUCAAGUGGAAUUGAAACAGAGAAAGGUUGCUGGAAUGCGGUGGAAUGUAGAACAUGGUCGACUAGACGAGGCAAUGGAUGGAACCAAACACCUAGGGAUACGGAUGCCUCGGUAAAGGACGAUAUAUCGUCACCAAAGCCAGCAGUGCUGAUGCGCCAUUCUGUUGGUAACGCGCUCUACAACGGAUACGGAAGUGCGUUACGGGCCGGGGAAUGUUGCCGAUACUGGCAGCACUGCUUGGAAUCGUUUAGCGAUGCCCCUGGUUCGAAGUCUGCCCUUUUGUACGCGAGUGACAUGGGAGAGAUACCUAUGGCUAAACUGUCAAAAAUGUCCAUAGCUUGAGUCAGUUGUCAGUUUCAGUUGGAACAAACAUUAAAUUAUGCAAGUCAGAACUUUGUAUAUUCUACACGAUCAGGACUAAAUUGACUGCAAAUAUUUAAUAUAUUGAAUUCGUUGAAUUGAAACGCCCCUAGAAACAAUCAUAUUAGUUAGGUUGAGUACAUGGGCAGUUGAACUAAUUAAGUAUUAUUGAUAUAAAUAGUAAGUAACAUGAAUUGGCUUUAAAAUCCUUCGGAAAGAAUUGAAUUCAUUGUUUAGUCCCCAGGUAAUCAACAAUUAUAAGAAAGAGUGGAUACAAUUUGUUGGAUAGUUUGCACUAAGAAAGACUAAAUUGUAAGUAUAAAUUCACGUUGCACUAGUAUAUGUUGACUAAUAAACUUUCUUCAGCUUCAAGAAUUGCGACACAAACAAAAAGGUGUGUUUCUCUGAAGAGGUCCAAAAGCGAUAUCCAACACACACGAUAUUUAUAAACAAACAAAAUGGGCAUUGAUAGAGACAGGUUUAAGUUGAUAAAUGUGGAAUUACUCAUAGUCCCAGUGGACGUUUUGUCAAGAAGAAGCUGACACAGUAAAAAUAAUUAUUUAUGACCAGUCGAACUGUACACUAAAUAUGCCGUAAAAAUGCCACUAAUUACUAAAUUGAAGGUCAGCAGACAGGCUCAAAAAGAAAGCGAAAUUUGUUCGAGACUAGAUCAUCGGUGGUCUGUGUUAAUGUUACGUGCUUUCUAUUCAAGCCAUAUUGAACAAGAAGUGUAGUUUGACUGAAUUGAUUUGGCUGAAUGUAAUAUAAUUGAAAGGGUAUUAUAUCCGAUGAAAUUGUGUUAUACCAGUUUCACCGUACACAAUCGCAACUAAAACAGUUCACGACAAAUGGACAAACAACAUUCUUUCCGUACUAUGACGGUAAGAUCACGCCAAACCCGGGGCGUCGGAAAGGCCAUUCAGUCAUGUCCCGCCGCCAGUACUAUGGCAAUACGUAAUAAAUCUUCCCUUGCGCAAGCAACAUUGCAGCCGUGCCGUAUCGUGUGGUGCACGUGACAUUGAAACCUCGCACCGCGGCGACAAAAAUGCGGGCGAACAAAAAAUAUGCAGAAAAUCUCGCGAUUCUCGCCUCGAGUGUGUGUCACUUUGCAUUUCCCAAGUAACAAUUUCAAUUCCUUUUAGAUUUGAUUAUUUUUAUGGAAGCUUUAUCACAGCAUGACCAAUUCAUGGAACAUUUAUAGUUGUUUUUAUCAAGAGAAAACAAUCUUCGUUCGUUUGCGGUUUUUAAGUUGUCUUCAAGUUAAUUUUGAAAUUCGCGCAUAAAACAACUGAAUUUACAAGAGCAUUAAAUCUUAUAAUAAGUUUUAAGGUGUAUUUGAAGUUAUAUUCAACACAUAACAUCAACAUAUUUUAUCAACAUAUUUUAUUCACUCUUUGGCGAGCGAUCGUGCGAGACAGUCGCAACUUUUCGUUCGUCCGGUUUGUCUCCCGAUACU